AUGGAUGACUCGGGGCUUAUUCGGCGUCGACGGCUGCAGAAGGAUCUACCGCUACCUCGUAAAAACAGCAGCUGUCGCAGCAGUAACAGGAAGAGUCUGAUUUUGACCACCACGUCUCCAACCCUGCCAAGGCCUCACUCCCCGCUCCCCGGACACCUCGGGAGCAGCCCUUUGGAUAGUCCUCGCAACUUCUCUCCAAGUACUGCUGCUCACUUCUCUUUCGCUUCAUCCAGACGAGAUGGCCGUCGAUGGUCAUUGGCUUCUCUUCCGUCCUCUGGCUAUGGAACCAACACUCCAAGUUCAACGUCUUCCUCGUCCUCUCAGGAGCGGUUGCACCAGUUGCCAUUCCAGCCAACUCUGGAUGAACUUCACUUCCUGUCCAAACACUUCGGCAGCACAGAGAGCAUCGCCGACGAUGACGGAGCUCGAAGCUCUGCUCACGCACGACCCCGCUCACGCAGCCUCAGUCCGGGUCGGUCACCCUCAUGCUAUGAUAAUGAGAUUGUCAUGAUGAACCAUGUGUAUAAGGAGCGCUUCCCCAAGGCCACGGCACAGAUGGAGUGUCGAUUGGCAGAGUUUGUCCAGGCGUUUUCUCCAGAGAAUGUUCUGCCCCUGGCUGACGGGGUCCUCAGUUUCAUACAUCACCAGAUUAUUGAGUUGUCCCGUGACUGCCUGACCAAAUCUCAGGAUGGACUCAUCAGCACCAUCUAUUUCUACGAGCUCCAGGAAAACCUUGAUAAACUUCUAAAUGAUGCUUACGAGCGGUCAGAGAGCGCAGAGGUGGCGUUCGUGGCAGAGCUGGUGAAGAAACUCCUCAUCAUCAUCUCCCGGCCGGCCAGACUGCUGGAGUGUCUGGAGUUUAACCCUGAAGAGUUUUACCACCUGCUGGAGGCAGCGGAGGACCAUGCCAAAGAGGGACACUUAAUAAAGACAGACAUCCCACGCUACAUCAUCAGCCAGCUAGGGCUGACAAGAGACCCGCUAGAAGAGAUGGUCAACCUGGAGAGCUAUGAUAGUGAGGGGCCACUCACUCCUGAAACAGAUGACUCCACAGAGGGAAAGAUGAGAGCCAUGAAGCCUCCUGGUGAAGCUGAUUUCCAAACCAUCAAACUGAUUAGUAACGGUGCAUAUGGGGCUGUGUACUUGGUCAGGCACUUGGAGACUCGUCAGCGUUUUGCGAUGAAGAAGAUCAACAAACAGAACCUGAUCUUGAGGAACCAGAUCCAGCAGGCCUUUGUGGAGAGAGAUAUCCUGACCUUCGCGGAGAACCCGUUUGUCGUCAGCAUGUUUUGCUCUUUCGAGACCAGGCGACAUCUCUGCAUGGUCAUGGAAUACGUGGAGGGGGGUGAUUGUGCCACGUUGUUGAAGAACAUUGGAGCGUUGCCCGUGGAGAUGGCACGCAUGUACUUCGCUGAGACAGUCCUGGCACUGGAGUACAUCCAUAACUAUGGCAUAGUGCACAGAGACCUGAAGCCAGACAAUCUGUUGAUCACCUCUAUGGGUCAUAUUAAGCUGACAGACUUUGGCUUGUCAAAAAUGGGUCUGAUGAGUUUGACUACCAACCUGUAUGAGGGGCACAUUGAGAAGGACACCAGGGAGUUUCUGGACAAACAGGUGUGUGGUACGCCUGAGUACAUUGCUCCGGAGGUCAUUCUGCGGCAGGGUUACGGUAAACCAGUGGACUGGUGGGCCAUGGGCAUCAUUCUGUACGAGUUCUUGGUGGGGUGUGUGCCGUUUUUCGGAGACACACCCGAGGAACUGUUCGGACAGGUCAUCACAGAUGACAUUGUGUGGCCUGAAGGGGAUGAGGCUCUUCCUCCUGAUGCUCAGCACCUGAUCUCUGCCCUUCUGCGUACCAACCCUCUACUCAGGCUGGGCACAGGGGGAGCAUUUGAGGUGAAGCAGCACUCAUUUUUCUCAGAGUUGAAUUGGAACAGUCUCCUAAGACAGAAAGCUGAGUUCAUCCCCCACCUGGAGUCUGAGGAGGAUACCAGCUAUUUUGACACGCGGUCUGAUCGUUAUCAUCAUGUCCACUCAUAUGAUGAAGAUGACACUAAUGAUGACGAGCCAGUGGAGAUUCGGCGCUUCUCUUCCUGUUCACCACGCUUCAGCAAGGUGUACAGCAGCAUGGAGCACUUGUCUCAGCUGGACCACAAAGCCCCCGUGGUCACUCGCAGGGAACAGAAAAGCUCCAGAGAGGACAGGGUGGCCAAGAGAGAGAGUCUGGGAAGCCUCACUCUCCGAGACAAGACAUGGAGAACUGGAUCACCUGAACUGAAGCGUUUAUCAUGUUCUGAGUCUUCUUUUACUGAGAGUGACUCCAGCCCUCCGUCGGGAGCACGCAGGAGGUUCUCCGCUCUCAUGGACACGCACCGCUUUGCGUCUCCACAAGAGGGCGAGAUUGAGCCCCCCCAUCGACAGCCCCCAGUGAAGACCAGAGGGGCAUCACUAGAGGGCGCUUCCAUGGCAACACUCUCCAGUUUAGCUGAACCAAGUCCCACAGCCAAGGAGGGCAACGGGGGCACAGCAGGAGACAAACUGUUGAGACCAGCUGAUGCUCUCACGGCAGUGACGCCUCUCCUUGUUCCCGACGCACUGGGUCCCAGAGCCGCUAAUGACCUGGUUCUACGCCGCGCCAGGCACCAUCAGCUGUCUGCUGACGGAGAGAAACGAUCCACUCGCACCGGCACCAAAGUCAUCAAAUCGGCCUCUGCCACUGCUCUGUCUGUCAUUAUACCCGCAGUGGAACAGCAUUGCACAUCCCCGUUGGCCAGCCCUAUGUCUCCUCGCUCUAUCUCCUCCAAUCCGUCAUCUCGUGACUCCUCCCCCAGCCGAGACUACUCGCCCAACGUCAGUGUGGUACGCUCUCCAAUCACCAUCCAGCGUUCGGGAAAGAAGUAUGGUUUCACGUUACGUGCCAUCCGUGUGUACAUGGGCGACAGUGAUGUCUACAGCGUUCAUCACAUGGUCUGGCAUGUGGAGGGUGGAGGCCCCGCUCAGGAGGCGGGUCUGUGUGCUGGCGAUCUUAUUACCCAUGUGAAUGGAGAAUCUGUACAUGGUUUGGUUCAUACAGAGGUGGUGGAGCUCAUUCUGAAGAGUGGUAAUAAAGUGACGGUGACCACUACACCAUUUGAAAACACGUCCAUAAAGAUCGGACCUGCGCGAAAGGCCAGUUACAGAGCCAAGAUGGCCAGGAGAAACAAGAAAUCAGGAGCCAAAGAAGGACAAGAGAGUAAGAAGCGUAGCUCCCUCUUCCGGAAGAUCACGAAACAGUCGAACUUGCUGCACACCAGUAGGAGUUUGUCUUCUUUGAAUCGUUCUCUGUCGUCUGGAGACAGCCUGCCUGGUUCUCCAACCCACGGCCUGUCUGCCCGCUCACCCACACAGACGUACCGUUCCCCCCCAGAGUCGGCCUAUCUGGGCACUUCAUCUCAGAGUAGCUCGCCGGCCUCCAGCACGCCCAACUCUCCCGCGGCCUCACAGCACAUGCGUCCCAGUUCGCUCCACGGCCUCUCGCCCAAACUGCACCGCCAGUAUCGUUCCGCCCGCUGCAAGUCCGCGGGCAACAUCCCUCUGUCGCCUCUGGCGCACACUCCUUCUCCCACCACCUCCUCUCCUCCGCCUUUGAGUGGGCACACGGUGGGCAGUUCCAACACCACCCAGGCCUUCCCCGCCAAGCUCCACUCUUCUCCGCCGAUCACGCGUCCCCGUCCGAAAAGCGCGGAGCCCCCCCGCUCGCCUCUCUUGCAGCGCGUGCAGUCAGCCGAAAAGCUCGGUCCAGCUCCGCCCCCUUCUUUUCCGUCUUCCUCCUCUCCGUCUUCCUCUUUCUUGUCACCCAUCGGAGCGGAGAAAAAAGGAGGGCUAGGCAUGUCUCUGAGGAAGCACGGUGUGGAAAUGGUCCAUGUAGAUUAUCGGCGUGAGGCGUUCCACUGUGAGCAUGCGCUGCAGAGUCUGCUGGAGACUGAAGGCGAGAACAUGCCUGUGCUGCCCUCCUCACCCCCUUCACACGUAGUCAGUGAUGACAGCUUUCUCAGACUUGGCAGGAGGUCGGAGAGACAACAGUUACCUGUGAUGGAGAAGGCGAGGUCUGAAGAGAUAGCAGAGGCAAAAUCCGCGUCUAAAAUCAAAUCGACACAAGCUAGCGUUAGCGCAGAUGCUAACUUGCGUCAGUGUGCUGAGCCUACUAAAGAUGAAACUGCUUCAAAGCCCCAUGCAAGCCAAGCCUCGCUCCUGCUGACAACAGCAAAGGAGUCCAAGGCUGGAGAUAAGACUCAGUUGCCGAAUGUUCAGACAGCUAGCAUUGGCUGUGAUGCUAAACCCCCUGAGCGGGUGCCAGGGAAGUCCUUGGGGUCGGGGGUCCAGGAAUGCAGGGAUCAAGGGAUUCAAACUGAAACUGCUGCGGUCAAGCCCCAGGAUAAAGGCAGAAGCUCUGGGAAAGGUCACCUAGAGAGAGACACAGCCUGCCAGACCAGCAGUGCUGACGUGCCCAAAACCGGUAAAAGCACCCAGACACCUGAGAUUAGCGUUAAAGAGGGGAGCAGUGCUGGAACUACUGCAGAUUGCAGAUCCAAAGGUCCAGCGGUGCCACUGACACAAUCAGGCCUGGUCCCUGCCAAACCCAAAGAGGACAGGGGUGGAGUUCCAGUAACCGUUUCAAAACGGCCUAGGGAAGAGAAGAGUUUACUGGAGGUGGUGGAGGAAGUUCCAGCAUCCCCAUCUCCUCCUGCUCCUUCCCCCAGUUCUGGAAAAUCACGUGCUGUCUCCCCCGGCGACAAAUCCAGUUUCGUCACGCAACUCACCAGUGUGGCAAAAACUGUGCUGGGGCCCAUGAAGCUGGGCUCCCAGGAGGGAAGCAGAGCCAAAGACAGCAGUAAGACAGGUGAGGAGAAACGAGGAGUCACAUUAGGAAAGUCUGAGGCUUCGCAUGGAAGUCGACGUGGAGCCACGGGAACCUGGCCAGGACCGUCUGGCGUGGCUAAAUCGGAUAAGGCUAAUGCUCGGAAUUCUUCCAAGCAUUCCUGA
Molecule: messenger RNA, 5022 nt
Organism: Chanos chanos (milkfish)
Lineage: Eukaryota; Metazoa; Chordata; Actinopteri; Gonorynchiformes; Chanidae
Gene: mast1b
Product: microtubule associated serine/threonine kinase 1b
Exons: 27
Coding region: 1-5022 (1673 amino acids)
Biological process (GO): peptidyl-serine phosphorylation; cytoskeleton organization; intracellular signal transduction
Molecular function (GO): magnesium ion binding; protein serine/threonine kinase activity; protein binding
Source: RefSeq, a predicted model, not a curated record